Messenger RNA from Exaiptasia diaphana, 1649 nucleotides. RefSeq names its product proton-coupled folate transporter. The transcript is spliced from 7 exons. The record is from RefSeq and is a predicted model, not a curated record. NCBI's taxonomy places the organism in Eukaryota, Metazoa, Cnidaria, Anthozoa, Actiniaria, Aiptasiidae. Gene Ontology annotation, biological process: transmembrane transport. Gene Ontology annotation, cellular component: membrane. Gene Ontology annotation, molecular function: transmembrane transporter activity. Bases 39 to 1400 code for a protein of 453 amino acids.
AAGGACGUGUUAUAGCACUAUUCAGUCAUCAGGAAAAAAUGAAGAUUUCCAGAUUAACGUGGAAGUCGUUUAUCUACAUUGAGCCUGUUCUAUUGCUUUAUUCAUGUGGUUUCUUUAUGAGUCUACCGGUACAGAAGCAGUUUAUUUACUCUAGAUACAGUGAGGAAGUUGGUUUCCCUUACAGUCUCGACAGCAAGGGAAAAGGAUCUUGUAGUAACGUUAAUGAUGCCGCGCAGAACGAAACGUUGAAACUCCUUGAAACAAAGGUCCAAGAGCUUGCUUCAGGGUUUGACAGACUUGUUAUUCCAUGCACGUUUCUUCCUGCUACUGUAAUGGGUCUUUUCAUCGGACCAUGGACUGACUCUGUUGGUCGCAAACCAGCCUUACUUAUAUCUACCUUUGGAGCGGUCUUGGAGUCGCUGAUAGUUAUUGGAGUGAUGUACUUCAGAUGGUCUCUUCACUUGCUUAUUGUAGGCAAGCUGCUGAAUGCGUUGAGUGGGUUUUUUACUUUAUUGGGACAAGCAUCAUUUAACUAUGUCAUUGACAUGACAGACAAGUCUCUCUUAUCUACACGUCUAGCCGCCUUACAACUGGUUAUUUUCAUUGGCGGUUUUCUUGGACAGACAUUCAGUGGUGUUCUAAUGAGCUCUUUUGGGUUUAUUCUCCCAUAUGUUGGAAUGUCAUUCUGCUUCAUCUCUUCAUUUACAUACUGCCUUCUUGUUGUACCUGAAUCUCGACAAACAUCAAGUAAGCAAGACACGUCUCUUUUUAACGUGCAUAGUCUCAAGCGGGUCAUCAACGUGUUUACAUCUCCGCGUCCCAGUCAUCAAAAGAGAAAUCUUAUCAUUCUAAUAGCGAUUGACUCGUUAUUCUUCAGUCUGACAAAGGGUGGUGUCAUGAAUAUUGUCGUUCUUUAUCUGAUUAAAAGUCCUCUUUGCUUUUCCUCAACUGGUCUUGGUGCRUUCUUUGGAUUCAAGUUUGCUUCUGAAGGGUUGGUCGGUAUUGCUGGCGUCAUUGUAUUGAGAAAAGUUCUUUGCGAAGAAAAUGUAUUCCGGGCAGGCUUCGURUCGACUGGUUUGGCAUUUUUUUGGCUUGCAUAUGUGCAAACUCAGAAUAUGGUAUUUUUAGUUCCCAUUAUUAGUUCAAUCAGUGGAAUAGUGAUGCCAUUGGUCAAGGGUGCCAUAUCAACCCUUGUCAAACAAGAAGAACAAGGUGCCACCAACACAGCAGUUGGUGUGUUAGAAUCCCUUGCAUUAGUGGUUGGUUCAUGGAUAUUUAACACACUGUACAUCAUUGCAAGUGAAGCCAAGUGUACGUACAUGGUGUUUGUAGUUCUUGGUGCUGUCUCAUUGACACCAAUUUUCAUGAUUAGCGCCUUACAGAAACUAAAAGAGGAGUAAAGUACCAGCCACGUGAAGUCUGUCAUGAGUCAUAGCUAGACAUACAGAGCUUUACAAGACUGACAGGUUUAUUCUUAGUUAUUACAUCAUUAUGAAAACAGUUAUUGAUAUAGAAACUGAUACAAUGUGYUGAUAUCCUACUCACAUACUUUUAACGUGUUGACGCCUCUUUCUGCCGUUCAAGGGAAGAGUUACAUCCCUUGUACUACCGCCUAUAAAUUGGCCAAAAUAAAAAGUUCUUUAUUCUUA